AUGCUAUCAGAUUGGCACUCUGCAUUGGUGGCAUUCAGGCUUGUGCUCUAUUUGGUUGGCCUGUUCUGGAUGCAGCUGCUUGUAGCUGGACGGCUCGAUCUCUUGGAACAAACAUCAAAACAGAACUAUUGCAGCAGUUGCUUGCGGAAGCUCGUGUGGAUGCAGGCUUGUGUGACUGCGGUGGCCGCCCUUCUACCUCUAGGCUUUGGUGGCCAAGUUGAGGUUACACUGUUAUCCAUGACUUUCAAUGGGGCCUUUCUUGCUGGCUCUUUGAGCUUUGUCUGCAACGUUGGGGCAAGCGCUUUGGCAAUCUAUGCUCUGACGCAGUCCUUCCUCCAGAUGCGGAGGGUUUUGCGCCUUGCAGAGAUGGAAGACACGCCAGUUGCUGUACAGUCAAGUUUGAAACAAGCAAAGAGGUUUACUGCGCUGCAAGUGAUGGGUGUCGCCUUCAGUCUCGUACUCACAGUUGUCGUGCUUUCAGUAGCGCUUUGGAGUUUGCAUUUGGAUACGAUGGCGACAAGAGAUACGUUUACGUGGCUGUUAGCUGUCGUUCAGUGUUUCGAUUCCUUUGGCAAUGCUUUCGCAGCGUUGCUUUUGUCCGGCAGUCACAGGUUGCCCAAGCUCCAACCCAACCAAGCCAGCCAGGAGAUGUCCUGCUGCAAAUGUGAGAAAGAACCCCUAGCAGGGGUGGCCAAAGUGACCGAAUGGAGCCAGCCAUGGAAGAGGAAAGUUGAAGAGCUGUCCUCGCGGGGAAUGAACUUGCGCAGCCUCCUGCACUUCUACCAGCAAGACCUACACAGAAUACCAGACUGGAAAUAUGUGCCUCGAGAGCACAAGACCAGAGAUGUGGUCCGCAGGGCCAUCAUACCCCUCACGAGCAAAGAGGAGUCUGCUUAUGCGGUUUCGGCUUUGAACCGAGGUGGUGCUCAAAGGGCUACGGUCAUGGUAACCCACAACUGGGGAAACAGUUUCAAGGAUUUGCUGGCCGCGGUAGUCUCAGACGCCUUGGAAGAGUGCAGCUUUAAACUCGCAGCGCGACUUUUGGAGGAAGACUGUGAGUUCCUUUGCGCUGUCGUGGAUGAGAUUGGUCAGUUAGAUGAUAUGUAUUGGAUUUGUGCAUUUUCAGUUAACCAGCAUGCCAGCAUAUGCCACACCAACCCAUAUGACCGGGAUCCUGUCACGAACGAGCUGCACCCAGUUUGCAGCUGUAGUUGCGUGAAUAUCCACGAUCCGGAUGGACGAAGUGACAUGUCAGAAAUCAAUAAGUUUGAUGACAUGAUGUACCACCUUAAAGCCACAGGAGGCUGCAGACAAGUUGUUGCUGUCGACCAAGCUCUCGACUUGUUCCAUCGUGCGUGGUGUAUGGCCGAAAUUGCAGAAGCCAAGCGUCUGCAAAUGAAUCAAUCAUUGAAGCUUUCAACCAGAAUGACCCUCCAACAACGUGCGCGGACAUUGGAGCAAUUGGAUGUUCGGGGCAUGCGUGCAUCCUGCGAGAAAGACAGGGAGCUCAUCCUCGGCAAGAUCAAGAACAUCCAGAGCAUCGACGAUUUCAAUUCGGAGCUGCAGUUGUUGAUUUUUGGCCAGGGUACCGGGCUGCUGGCAUCUUGGAAUGCCAUGGAUAGCUUGCAGCAGAUGGGAGAAGUCGGCCGGCUAAUUCGAUGGGGCCUUGUGGAUGCAGGCACUGGGAAGGUAUGGAAAGCGUGGGAACCCCAUGAGUGA
Symbiodinium pilosum is the source of this 1719-nucleotide messenger RNA. The record is from the annotation of a GenBank genome assembly. NCBI's taxonomy places the organism in Eukaryota, Dinophyceae, Suessiales, Symbiodiniaceae.